AUGACAUCUGCAAUUCUGACUCCCCAACAGAACCCAUCUUGUUUCUUAUACGGUCCUGGAGAUGCCAGGUUUCAAGAUGGACCAUUUCCUGAGAUCGAGGACCCGCACGAUGUCAUCGUCAAGAUUGCAUACACAGGUGUCUGUGGUAGCGAUGUCCAUUUCUGGACUGAAGGUGGUUUUGCAAGAAAAGUCAGCCAACAACAACCCCUUGUGAUGGGCCACGAAGCCUCGGGCAUAAUCCACAAAGUCGGCCCAGCAGUUUCCCAACUCAAGCCGGGAGAUCGCGUGGCUAUAGAGCCAGGGUUCUCAUGCAAGAGCUGUAGCUACUGCAAAUCCGGACGAUACAAUCUGUGCCGCAAGAUGAAGUUCGCUGCAGACCCUCCGUUCACUCAUGGGACACUUUCUCGCUUUUUUAAGAUCCCUGAGGAUUUUGCUUACAAAAUCCCCGACUCCAUCAGCCUCGAAGAAGCUGUUCUAGUCGAGCCCCUAGGUGUUGCUGUUCAUGGCGUCCGUCUUGCUGAUAUACGACCUGGUCAGAACGUCAUCGUGCAAGGAGCCGGAACUGUUGGAUGUCUUACUGCAGCAACCGCGAGUGCGUAUGGAGCCAAGAAUGUUGUUAUUACAGACAUUAACCCUGAUAAACUUUCAUUUGCGAAGGGAGUUAUGGAUUGCCACACGUUCCAGCCCCAGCUAGAUGCAACUCCUGAAGAAGAAGCUGCCAGACUGAAGCAAGAGGCAGGUUUUGAUCUAGGCGCCGACAUAGUGCUGGAAUGUACCGGGGUUGAAAUAUCAGCACAUACAGGCAUCUUAUGCCUAGCACCAGGUGGAACGUUCAUGCAAAUUGGACUGGGCAAGCCCAUACAGUCUCUACCCAUUCACGCCAUGUGCGAGAAGGAGAUUACCAUGAAGACUUGUUUCCGAUACGGUCCCGGUGAUUUUGAAAUUGCCCUGGGCCUUCUUGAAUCACACAAGGUAUCAGUUUCGUUCUUUAUAAGCAAUGUUGUUCCAUUUGAGAAGGCACCUGAGGCGUGGGAAAGGACCAUGAGAGGAGAAGGAAUCAAGAAUCUUAUCCAAGGAGUGAGGGAUUGA
Messenger RNA from Fusarium venenatum, 1089 nucleotides. Its product is annotated as chaperonin 10-like protein. The record is from RefSeq and is a predicted model, not a curated record. Gene Ontology annotation, biological process: D-sorbitol catabolic process. Lineage: Eukaryota; Fungi; Ascomycota; Sordariomycetes; Hypocreales; Nectriaceae. Gene Ontology annotation, molecular function: zinc ion binding; L-iditol 2-dehydrogenase (NAD+) activity.